UUAAUUCAAGAACAAAUACCGUAAAAUAAGAUAAUGAAGCGGCACUGAAGAUACGGAAAGCAGAAUCCAUUUGAACCUGAAGACUUAUAUAGCGAAAAUAAGCUAAUCUGGUAUUUUUGCAAAUUCACUCGUAUACGUAACACUUGUUUAUCCCUACAAAAACAAGACUUUGCGAUUUCACCAGUUGUUAGUUUACCCUGGUCACAUACGCCGACGCGUAGUCACGAUGGUCUUCCACUCCUCGAUGAAAUGUGUACUCUUACUAUUUUUACUCAUAAUCAGUAUUUGUUCGAUAAAUUACGCCCAGACCAAGGAUAUCGCCGCUCCGGUGGUAACCAUUCCUCAAGGAACCCUACAAGGAACAAUUCGAACAACCAAUCACAAUCGGAAUAUUUCUGCUUUCUUGGGAAUUCCUUAUGCACAACCACCAAUUGGGAAUCUCAGAUUUGCAAAUCCCGUAGCUGCGGAUGGCUGGAAUGGAUCUCGCAAGGCUAACGUAGACUUAAGUAUGUGCCCUCAAACCUCAGAGGAUAUUGUCUUGGGCAAUGAAGACUGCUUGUGGCUCAAUAUUUACACACCGCAGUUUCCGGAGAGCAACAACUCGGCAUUACUUCCGGUGAUCGUGUAUAUUUACGGAGGAGGUUUUAGGACUGGAAAUGCUAGAUCUGAUAGAUACGGCCCAGAUUACUUACUUGAUGCAGACAUAGUACUGGUUCUUCCAAGUUACCGUGUUGGUCCACUUGGAUUUUUGAGUACCGGUGACGAGGUGGCCUCAGGAAAUUGGGGGCUCAAAGAUCAGGUCUUGGCACUAAAGUGGGUUCAAAAAAACAUAAAGUACUUUGGCGGCGAUCCUGAUCGAGUCACAUUUGUUGGAGCGAGUUCAGGCGGCGCGUGCGUGCAUCUUUUGACGCUGUCAGAUGCAACAAUUGGGCUUUUUCAUAAAUAUAUAACGCAGAGUGGAUCAGCUCUCGCAACAUGGGCUCAUACACCCAGAGCUGCUUGCGCGAGCCGCGCUUUUCAACUUGGCGAGUACGUCGGAUGUUUCAACAACACGUCGGAUUCUCUAAUCGACUGCCUGCGAACAAUUGACUUUGUUGAUAUUCUUGCCACGCAACCGCAGUUUUUUGAGUGGCGCACAUAUCCAGGCCUCAUUUGGGGCCCUACCGACGAGCCGGACAUCGAAGGCGCAGUACUAACCGACAGUCCCACGAAUCUUUUUGCUGCUGGAAAGAUCCGUGACCUGCCUUGGAUUUCCGGUGUCACCCGAGAUGAAGGAACCGUGUACACGGGAGAUUUCUUCGACAGUGAAGAACUGUUUCAAGAUUUUCUCGAGAACUAUGACUUUGCCUUGCCCCGCAUGAUGAGCUUGACAUACCAACCGGACAAAGGAAGUGCUUACGUUAACGGCAUAAAGUCGUAUUACUUAAACAACGAUCUGACCACCAAUACAAGUGUUCUACUCGCUAACAUUACGCACGCCAUUGGCGAUGGUAUGUUUCGAUAUCCGGCCUACGACGCACUUCUACAGCAAAAUUCUAUGGCAAAGAAUCCACAGUACUUCUACACUUUCAACUACCGAGGAACUUUCUCCAACACUUACCUUUAUCAUAAUACAACGAAAGAAUUGGGUGUAGCUCACGGUGACGAAACCUUUUACAUCUUUGCACCUGAACCGCAGUUUGCCAGACUAAAUUUAAACAAAACCACGACCAGAAGAGAUUUGGAAAUCGUAGACAUCAUGGUUCAGUUGUGGACCUCCUUUGCAACCAAUGGAACACCGACGACUUUGGCUUCAAACGGCACAAUAUGGAAACCAUUUUCGGCUGCAGAGAGAAACUAUCUUCAAAUAGGAAAUGGAUCUGAAGUUUCGCUCAAAGUUCAGCAUUCUUUCUUUGAGGAGCGAAUGAAAUUUUGGGCUACCUUAAAAGAAACUCCAAAGACCUUAACUGUCCUAUCAAACGGCUCAAAUGCCAUAACAUCCAAAUUUUAUUCAUUAUUCGUACUUAUGUUUUCUUUUUCAAAGAUAUUUUUGUAACAGCGAUGAAGAAAUGGAUAAAAAAAUGGAGUCUUUUGCGGACAACUGAAAUAUAAACCUCAGUAUAAUCAGUAUUAAAUAAGUAAUAGAGUCACGAA
Messenger RNA from Neodiprion fabricii, 2133 nucleotides. RefSeq names its product esterase E4-like. The record is from RefSeq and is a predicted model, not a curated record. Bases 227 to 2035 code for a protein of 602 amino acids. Lineage: Eukaryota; Metazoa; Arthropoda; Insecta; Hymenoptera; Diprionidae. The transcript has 7 exons.